This is a messenger RNA of Theobroma umbraticum, 877 nucleotides long. The record is from RefSeq and is a predicted model, not a curated record. NCBI's taxonomy places the organism in Eukaryota, Viridiplantae, Streptophyta, Magnoliopsida, Malvales, Malvaceae.
GCCGACGGAGGGUCAAGGAAGGGUCGGGAAACUCCGAAAUAAAAAUUUCCAGUUAGGUUUUGGUAGAAAACCCUCCGAAGUCCAACCCCAGUUCCCAUUUUCGUUGUUGAUUUUUGAAAUAUGGCAGGGAGAGAAGUUCGUGAGUACACCAACCUGAGCGACCCCAAAGAUAAGAAGUGGGGCAAAGGGAAAGACAAACCGGACGAUGAAGAUGUUGCUUUCCAGCGUAUGGUGGCCAAGAUGCAAGAGGUUGCAGGAGAGCGUGGAGGCUACCUUCAUGGGCGAGGCGCCUUGGACAGUGAUGAUUUGCUAUAUCUCAAGGAGCAGAUGGAAGCUGAGGAGGAUGCUGAACGCCUCCUGCGCCGCACUGAGAAACGAGCAUUUGCUGCUUUCAAGAAAGCUGCAAGUUUAGCAGAUUCCUCACCUGCAUUGUCUCCCUUGCCUCUUCGUGUUGAACCCAAGCCAAAGAGCGGGAUCAGACAGCAAGAUUUGUUGAAAAAGGUUGUCGAGGUUAAACCCAAACGGCCAAAAUUUUCAAGCCCACCUGACAGAAAUCAAUCAAAUUUACAUCCAAGUGGUUCUGUCUUGACCAAUUCCAGGGAGUCCAACCAAGAGAACAAGAACGAACAUACAAUUUUGGAAUCAAAUAAAGCAGAAGAGCAGAAUAAGGUUGAAAACCCUGCCAAAUCCUUAUUAGGCUUAGCAUAUGCAAGUUCUGAUGAUGAAGACUAAGUGUAUUUGCAUUGGAGUAGUGAUACGUCUGUUGGUUGUAAUCUACAUAAAGACUGUUGUAUGUUUUUGAUUUUUCCCCUUUUACUGUAAACAUUCACAUUUUGUGACAUGGAGUAAAAUCUAAGUGGAUUAUUUGUUUGUCUGA